CAAUGGGAGAAGGAAACCAAACCUCUGUGGCUGAGUUUAUCUUCCUUGGCCUUUGCCAGGACUUGCAGACCCAGAUCCUGCUAUUUGUGCUUUUCCUCGUCAUUUAUCUCUUGACUGUGCUUGGAAACUUGCUCAUCAUCAUUCUCAUCUUCAUGGAUUCUCGACUUCACACGCCCAUGUACUUUUUCCUGGUAAACCUCUCUUUUGCAGAUCUCUGUUUCUCUACUAGCACUGUCCCUCAACUGUUGGUCCACUUCCUGGCAAGGAGGAAAAUUAUUUCUUUUUUUGGGUGUAUGACACAGAUUAUUGUCUUACUUCUAGUCGGGAGUACAGAAUGUGCAUUGCUGGCGGUGAUGUCCUAUGACCGGUAUGUGGCUGUCUGCAAGCCCCUGCACUACUCCACCAUCAUGACCCAACAGGUGUGUCUCCAGUUGGCCAUAGGAUCCUGGGUCAGUGGGGCAUUAGCGUCUCUGGUGGAUACCACCUUUACUUUCCAACUUCCAUAUCGAGGACAGAACAUUAUCAAUCACUUCUUUUGCGAACCUCCUGCCCUCCUGAAGCUGGCUUCUGCAGACACCUACAGCACAGAAAUGGCCAUCUUUGCAAUGGGUGUGGUCAUCCUCCUAGCACCUGUCUCGCUGAUCCUCGUCUCCUAUUGGAAUAUCAUCUCCACUGUGACCCAGAUGCAGUCUGGGGAAGGGAGGCUCAAGGCCUUCUCCACCUGUGGCUCCCAUCUCAUUGUUGUUAUUCUUUUCUAUGGGUCAGCAAUUUUCACCUACAUGCGGCCAAACUCCAAGACUACAAAAGAGAGGGAUAAGAUGAUACCUGUGUUCUAUACAGUGGUGACUCCAAUGUUGAAUCCCAUAAUUUAUAGCCUGAGAAACAAGGAUGUCAAAGGGGCUCUCAGGAAACUAGCUGGAAGAAAGUCAUUUUCUUAG
Molecule: messenger RNA, 938 nt
Organism: Ceratotherium simum simum (southern white rhinoceros)
Lineage: Eukaryota; Metazoa; Chordata; Mammalia; Perissodactyla; Rhinocerotidae
Product: olfactory receptor 2D3
Biological process (GO): G protein-coupled receptor signaling pathway
Cellular component (GO): membrane
Molecular function (GO): olfactory receptor activity; G protein-coupled receptor activity
Source: RefSeq, a predicted model, not a curated record